CAAUCGCAUACGCUGACUGAGUUAAGGUGCGUCCGUGUACAUGAACAGAGACACUACCGCUGCAGCUGCUGCUAUCACUGGAAAGGAAUUUUGGCUGACUGGGGCGAAGCUGGGGAAGAUCACCACCAUAAUACCACGAUUCUUGCUCCAAAACCAAAUCAAAACAGCCCAAAAGAAGCCGUCUCACCGAGGAAAAACUGAGUGACUGUAGCUCAAAGUUGUCCGUCCAGCACCAUGGGAAAGAAGAGUCGAGUGAAGACUCAGAAGUCAGGCUCAGGAGCCAGCGCCGUGGUUUCUCCUAAAGAGAUGUUGAACCUCAUUUCUGAACUGCUUCAGAAAUGCAGCAGUGCAGCUCCCUCUGCUGGUAAGGAGUGGGAGGAGUACAUCCAGAUCAGAGGCUUGGUUGAGAAGAUUCGAAAGAAACAGAAGGGUUUGUCAGUGGUGUUCGAGAGCAGCAGAGAGGACUACUUUCCAGACCUGAUGUCCUGGGCUACAGAAAAUGGUGCCUCAUGUGACGGCUUCACUGUGACCAACUUUGGCACUGAAGGCUACGGACUGCGGGCCACCCGUGACAUCAAGGCAGAGGAACUCUUCCUUUGGAUUCCCAGGAAGAUGCUGAUGACAGUGGAGUCAGCCCAGAACUCUGUACUUGGUCCCCUAUACAGCCAGGACAGAAUCCUCCAGGCCAUGGGCAACGUAACACUGGCUCUCCACCUGCUUUGUGAGCGAGCCAACGUGACGUCACCAUGGCUGCCGUACAUCCGCAGUCUUCCUCAGGAAUAUGACACGCCACUGUAUUACCAGCAGGAGGAGGUGGAGCUGCUGCUGGCCACACAGGCAGUGCAGGAUGUUCUGAGCCAGUAUAAAAACACGGCACGCCAAUACGCUUACUUCUACAAACUGGUACAGACUCAUCCUGCAGCCAGCAAUCUGCCCCUGAAGGACACCUUCACCUUUGAUGACUACAGGUGGGCAGUGUCUUCAGUGAUGACCCGUCAGAACCAGAUUCCCACUGAGGAUGGCAGUCGGGUCACUCUAGCCCUCAUCCCCCUCUGGGACAUGUGUAACCACACCAACGGAUUGAUCACCACUGGCUACAACCUGGAGGACGACCGCUGUGAAUGUGUGGCACUGCAAGACUACAAGGAGAAUGAACAGAUCUACAUCUUCUACGGCACGAGAUCCAAUGCAGAAUUUGUCAUCCACAACGGCUUUUUCUUCGAGGAUAACGCUCAUGACCGGGUGAAGAUCAAGCUGGGCGUCAGCAAAAGUGAGCGCCUGUACGCCAUGAAGGCCGAAGUGUUGGCCCGAGCCGGGAUCCCAGCGUCGUGUGUCUUUGCUCUGCACUGUAAUGAACCUCCAAUUUCAGCCCAGCUCCUGGCCUUCCUCAGAGUCUUCUGCAUGACUGAGGAGGAACUGAAGGAUUACCUGCUUGGAGAGCGGGCCAUGAACAAGAUCUUCACCCUGGGCAACAGUGAGUUUCCUGUCAGCUGGGAGAACGAGAUCAAGUUGUGGACUUUCUUGGAGAUGAGAGCUGCCCUGCUGCUCAAGACCUACAAGACUACAUCAGAGGAGGACCGCACCAUGUUGGAGAAACCCGAUCUAUCCUUGCAUUCUCGCGUGGCCAUCCAGCUCCGCCUGGCUGAGAAGCACAUCCUGGAGAAGGUGUCGUCUAGUGGACAGGCCAAACGUCAGCACUUCCAGCAGAAACUGGAGGAGGGCGCCCUGCUGCCUCACUAUGAGGAGAGCGACAUCGCUCUGCUGGAGAAUACGGAGGCAGACACAAAGCUUCCUAUUAUUCUGCGUAAGCUGGAAGAGGUGGAAGAAGGCCAGGAGAUCCAAGCGGAGGAGCACAAUCACCUCCUUAACGGAGAGAAGUUGGUGUACAGGAUGGAGGCUGAUGUAGAGCCAGUGCAGGAGGUUCAGUCAGCUUUGGACUCGACUGGAAGUUCAGAGAAGAAUGGCCAAAGAGAAGUGGCCAAGCGAACUGAAGAGAAUCUCAAAGAGAAGAGUGAUUAAAUAUAUUCAACUCCACAGCCACAGCCCAUGCUAUUUAUUUAUUUUUGUGUCUCUUAAAUGACUCGGAUACGUAGAUGCUGAAACAAAACAAAACAAAGACGAUAGAAAGUGGGCAGAACUGUGGUCAUCCAGCGUGGCUUUUUCUCCGUUGUCCGCUGCUGAACUUCACAAACUUGAACCAAUCAAAGUUUGUGUUGACAUUUUGAAAUGAAAGUUAAAACCUCCCUGAUCUUGACCGUUUAUUUUGUUUGUUUAAUUACUGCAGUUAGUCUUCACAUGUGUGCAGUAUGUUUUGAAUCGACAAUCAUAUUGUAUAGAGCUUUUUUGUUGUUGCAGACCAUCACUGGCCUGUUUCCUUCCUGCUUAAUAUCAUUUCAAGCUGAAGAACAGAUGGAAAAGAGAAAUGUUCUUAUUUUCCCAAGACUAACAAACACUGGCCAAAAGGUAACACUUUACCAUAAGAUGACCUUAUAAUGGAUGAAUCAAUGAUUUCUAAUUAAGUUUAUCAUUAAUAAGAUUUUAUAUAAAACAGGAAAUGACUAAUUGUCUGCUUCAUCGGAUAUUUAUUAUUUUUAGCAUAGUGUUAACCAAAUAAAUAACCUAAAAAUAAAGAUUAAAAAAAUCAUUAUAAUGGUAGUCUGACUGUAAAGUGAUACUGGCUUGAGUGAAAGAUUAUUUUUGCAUUUCAUGACGUAGUUUAAGGACUUUGUUUAUUUUAAUGUUUUAAAAGAAUCUUGAUGAAUGUAUGUUCAUGUCAGUGAGUAUUUGAGGAUGUCACAUAAAGGGACUGAUGUGUGACACAGUUAUUGGUGUUUGUUACUCAAAGCCAUAUAUAUAUGUAUAUAUACAUAUAUAUA
This is a messenger RNA of Solea solea (common sole), 2876 nucleotides long. RefSeq names its product SET domain containing 3, actin histidine methyltransferase (gene setd3). Gene Ontology annotation, molecular function: protein-L-histidine N-tele-methyltransferase activity; histone H3K4 methyltransferase activity; protein binding. Gene Ontology annotation, biological process: positive regulation of transcription by RNA polymerase II; peptidyl-lysine dimethylation; peptidyl-lysine monomethylation. The transcript has 14 exons. Lineage: Eukaryota; Metazoa; Chordata; Actinopteri; Pleuronectiformes; Soleidae. Bases 235 to 2019 code for a protein of 594 amino acids. The record is from RefSeq and is a predicted model, not a curated record.